CAUUUGAAGCCAAAAAAGCAAAAAACAGUGAGACAAUAUGGAAGUCUGCAAUUACAGCAAGCAGCAGAAGCUGUGGCUGUUGUCAAAAAUGGUUGUUUGUUGUGUAAUUUGUGCAGAGUCGGUGCGUCACGGGCUAACGCCGCCGAGCACUACGAAGCUGACGGAGCUCUUCCCACGACAUGGGUAUGAGGACAAGUUCUUAGAUUUUUAUGGGGGGAAGAAUGUGCAGAAGGUGAAUAAUGGCUCUGCUGUAAAUCUCCUGCUUGAUAAGUCUUCAGGGUCGGGUUAUAGGUCGAAGGAUGUAUAUUAUCAUGGUUUUUUCAGUGCUGCCAUCAAGCUUCCUUCUGGUUUCACGGCUGGAGUUGUGGUGGCCUUUUAUGUGAGUUUUUUCUCGCGCACCCGUGAAAGAUUAUUAUGCACGAACAUCACAUAAUAACAAAGAUGGAUGGGAAAACCACGUCACAUAAAAGUGAAGUUAUAAUAACAUGAUCUUUCUAUCCAUUGUUGUUUGUACAUCUAGAAGUCCGCACGUAAUAAUUUUUCCACUCACUUUACUGUUAUUUUGUACCAGUAAAACAAUAUAAAACACACAUACACAUAUACAUACCCCA
Messenger RNA from Phalaenopsis equestris, 611 nucleotides. Its product is annotated as probable xyloglucan endotransglucosylase/hydrolase protein 33. The coding region runs from base 38 to 433 and encodes 131 amino acids. NCBI's taxonomy places the organism in Eukaryota, Viridiplantae, Streptophyta, Magnoliopsida, Asparagales, Orchidaceae. The record is from RefSeq and is a predicted model, not a curated record. The transcript has 2 exons. Gene Ontology annotation, molecular function: hydrolase activity, hydrolyzing O-glycosyl compounds. Gene Ontology annotation, biological process: carbohydrate metabolic process.